This is a messenger RNA of Wyeomyia smithii (pitcher-plant mosquito), 2281 nucleotides long. RefSeq names its product fidgetin-like protein 1. Gene Ontology annotation, molecular function: ATP hydrolysis activity; ATP binding; microtubule severing ATPase activity. The record is from RefSeq and is a predicted model, not a curated record. The transcript is spliced from 3 exons. Lineage: Eukaryota; Metazoa; Arthropoda; Insecta; Diptera; Culicidae. The coding region runs from base 112 to 1962 and encodes 616 amino acids.
AUUGCGGUUGGCGCAAUUUACCUUCCUUAUAAUAGUAAAUAACUAAAUUUUAGUUUAUUUCCGUUUCUAUCACUAAAAUCUGCGAGAGUUGUUAAUCUUCAAAACUUAGUUAUGGGCGAUUCGGAUGAACUGGUGAAUUACAUUCGUGGGCUUUUGAAUACGUUUGAUGAAAGCGCCCAGGAACAGGAUCCAUUUAAGAAAGUUGAAAGUCUCCGAAACGUGACUUCUCAACUUUACGCGGAGGCCUUAGAGUCAAAUGAUGAAAGAUUUGCUAGCUUACUCUUGAAGCAACAUUUGGACGUUUACCAAGAUGCGGUCAUUGAUCCGGAUUCGGUUAAUAACUACUGCGAAGAUGUAAUCGCUUUACUUGAAACGAGAAACAAUAGCGAUGAACAGGACGAUAACAAUGGUUUGCCGGGAAUCGGUCUCGGAGACCCGUUAAACUAUUUAACCGAUAAGAGAUCAUGCCGCGGACGUUUUGAAGAUUGCUCAAGCUGGGAAUUAAGUAAAGAAACUGUUGAAAAGAUUUUUGGUAAAUUAGAUAAGAAUGAUUUCACAGGCUUGAAAAAUAAUGUAAACGACGAACCAAAAUGCUCGUACACUGCUAAAAGCUCAUCACAUCUUCCCGGCAUCAGUAAACUGAAGUCUGUUGCAGUCGAAGAAAUUUCUCGUCGUGUUUUCGCGCCGACAACUUCAUCCUUCACACCAAAAAUUCCUUCUGCUAGAAUAGAAACAACUGGUGUUUCGAAUAAUAAUGAAAUGUCGAGCGAGUGUAGCGAGAAAGGUCAAAAUAUCAAUGGCAACUCUUUCCGGACAGCAAAAGACGAAUUGCAAAUCCAAAAUAUUAAGAAAUAUGGAAAUAUCAAUCCACCUGGGCAAACACCUUUAUUUUCCUAUGGUAAGAAAUCUCUCGGUGGACGUCGAACUCUAGGAAGUAAAUUUGUUUGUCCGGUCAGACAAGAAGGCAAUCCAGAGGUACCUAAGCCUACAAACUCACCAGCUUCCUCAAGUCACAGUCAGAAUAGUGAAGAGGAGGAGGUAGACGAACGUUUGCGUCAUAUUGAGCCUAAAAUGAUUGAAUUAAUACGCAGCGAAAUUAUGGAUCGGUUUUCACCCCUUUGUUGGGACGAUAUAGCCGGAUUGGAGUAUGCGAAAACAAUUAUCCAAGAAGCAGUAGUUUGGCCCAUUUUAAGGCCAGAUAUUUUCACAGGACUACGCAAACCACCGAGAGGAAUAUUACUUUUUGGUCCUCCAGGAACAGGCAAAACCUUGAUAGGCAAAUGCAUAGCUUCCCAGUCAAAGUCAACGUUUUUCAGCAUAAGUGCUUCGUCACUGACGUCUAAAUGGAUUGGCGAUGGAGAAAAAAUGGUACGGGCCUUGUUCGCUGUGGCUGCGGUUCAUCAACCAGCCGUUGUGUUUAUCGAUGAAAUAGAUUCGCUGCUCUGUCAGCGAUCAGAAACGGAACACGAAAGCUCGCGAAGAUUGAAAACGGAGUUUUUGAUCCAGCUCGAUGGUGCAGCUACGGCUGAGGAUGACCGAAUUCUAAUUGUUGGAGCUACAAAUCGACCCCAAGAGCUCGAUGAAGCUGCUCGAAGGCGAAUGGUGAAAAGAUUGUACAUCCCGUUACCGGAGUUGCCCGCCAGAAUUCAAAUUCUUAGUCGGUUACUAGCCAAUGAGAAGAACUCUCUGACUCCUGAGGAAGUUAAUGAAAUUGGUAAAUUGUCUGAGGGAUUUUCGGGUGCUGAUAUGAAAGUGUUAUGUCACGAAGCUUCGAUGGGUCCAAUUCGUUCCAUUCCAUUCGAUCAGCUUGGAUUGAUAGGAAAGGACGAUGUUCGACCGGUUAGUUAUGCGGAUUUUAGGACUGCCCUUGGGCGCGUUCGUGCAAGUGUUUCGCAGAGCGAUUUGUCCCAAUAUGUAAAAUGGGAUCAAAUGUAUGGUUCGGGAGCAUCUAACGUGUUAUAAGCGAGAUAUGUAUUCUAUAGAUUGACAUGUCCAUUCUGUAAUCUCAGCUUGCAGCAAAUUUUACUGAUGCCGACUUUUGAAAUAGAUUUAGAUAAUAUUUAGCUUGCAAAUUUGAUUUUAUCACUUGAGUUUUGAAGAUCAAUAAUCUAUCUCGGUAGAUUAAAGCAAAUUGUUCCGAUUAGUUAUUUUUUUAUUUCAUUUAAAUAAACGCACAAUAAACGACUGAACUAUUGCCAUACUUCCUUCUUAAUCCUUAACAGAUUGCAACAGUCCGGCGUUCUUCAUACGUUCGAAGUGCUUGUUGGCGUCGUAGGUCCUA